AUGGCUUUGUCGGGGCGCAAGCGAUCUAAAUGGAAAAGCCACAAAGUACCAACCUCACGACUCCGCAAGCCGCCCGAUACCCCUUCGUUGGGCACCCCUUCAUCAUGUGUGCUUUACUGGCAAAUUGCAGAGGACGUUGUGUUGAUUCAAUAUACCACCCUUGCUGCCGAGUCUGUCCACGUCCGCCUGUGGAACUGGAUGACCGGCGAUCUAUGGCUCACCGAGGACUAUUCUAUGACUUGCGGUGGUUGCGGGCUUCUGUCUGCACGAUCCUUCAUGCUCCCCUCACUCAAAGGGUGUGGUUCAAUACAAAUCUAUACCCUUGAGUUCUCCAAUGACUCUCGAACCCCACGCCCCGAGCUCAAGGCUACGCUACCCCUCCCCUCCUUGACUCCCGGCAUCUCGCUGCGCUUCUUCACCUCUCAUUCACCGCCCAUCGUUGCACGGCCCCUUCAAUCCAAAACGGCUUCCCCCACAGCGGAAAUCUCACAUCCACGUUAUGUCAGUAGCAUACAACGCGCAGUUUGGGAUUAG
This is a messenger RNA of Pleurotus ostreatus (oyster mushroom), 534 nucleotides long. RefSeq lists its product as uncharacterized. The record is from RefSeq and is a predicted model, not a curated record. NCBI's taxonomy places the organism in Eukaryota, Fungi, Basidiomycota, Agaricomycetes, Agaricales, Pleurotaceae. Bases 1 to 534 code for a protein of 177 amino acids. The transcript is spliced from 3 exons.